Plasmopara halstedii is the source of this 1398-nucleotide messenger RNA. RefSeq names its product heat shock transcription factor. Lineage: Eukaryota; Oomycota; Peronosporomycetes; Peronosporales; Peronosporaceae. Gene Ontology annotation, biological process: regulation of DNA-templated transcription. Gene Ontology annotation, molecular function: sequence-specific DNA binding; DNA-binding transcription factor activity. Bases 1 to 1398 code for a protein of 465 amino acids. The record is from RefSeq and is a predicted model, not a curated record. The transcript has a single exon.
AUGCCGUCCGCGAAAACCGCCCGUCCUACUACGGACACUACCUCGUCUCGAUCUGCUAAGCGUGCACGUGUAUCGCAUGAUAUUGAUCAUAUUGCAAAGAUUGACAAUCUUGCUGCAACUGAUGUAUCGGGUCUGCCGGCUGCAUUAGCCGCUUCAGCUGCUGCUAAUAAAGUACCCAAGUUUUUACGCUCACUGUAUGCGAUUUUGCAAACAGAAGAUCCUCGUAUUAUUUCCUGGGUGCAGAACAAGGAGUUAAAGCCUAAUAGUGUGACGGCUUUUCAUAUCCUUGAAAUGGAACGUUUUGAGCGAGAAAUAUUGCCAAAGUACUUUAAACAUCAAAAGUUUGCCAGCUUUCAACGACAACUAAAUAACUUUGGCUUUCGAAAAUGGACCAAGACUCAAUCAAGUGGCGUUUGCACGUUCAGUCACAACUGUUUUCCACCAGAUUUAUCGGCUACUCGAACUUCUACCAUUUCUAUUCGAGAACAAUGGCGUAAGAAGAGCACACAGGUGAUUCCUCCUACCAGUGACAUACCAAUUAAGCGACGCUUUGUUAACCAAAGUUCUAACAAGAUUGGGAGCUCCGCUCCACGCAAGAGACCUGGAAAUGUCCAGGUUUCAACUCAAUGCAUUCCCGAGGUGUCAUCUUUGUUUACUGAAAUGUAUCGGAGUCCUAAUUCAAGCUCUUACGUUGAGAGCAAUGCCUUUCGUCAUGGUCUCAGCCACCAGCCUCCUCUCAAGAAGUUGGCUCGUCCGAAUAUCGCUCUGAAGCAGGAUGUGUCAGAGCCAUACAAUGGUUUGGACGCGUUUUGUGAUGAUUCAUUGAAGCACUUUAUUUUGCCUCCGUUACAGCCGCACCAUCUUGUGACGUCCACGCCUCGGACUGGUGGCCCCCCGGUGUCUUUAGCGCCAUCAUUCUUGCGCAACAACGAUCGUAAUGGCUUUCAAUACUCAUUACCCCAAGUUAAUACGUGCAAUGGAGUAACGACUGCUUAUUCAAAUGAUUCAAGCUAUCUAAACGGGCUGAAGGCAUUUGACAUGAAAAACAUGGACUUGCAAAAUAAUACUUACAUGCCCAUUGCUGGCAACGAUAGCAGCAAUACUACGGCUGAUGCCGCAGCGCUGCAGGGUGCAUUUCUCGAGCCUUGGAUAUGGGACGCACAGGUUUCAUCAACAAACUUUGAGGUCGGAUCAUUUCCACUCGAAUUUGAUUGCAAAAAUGAACUUGAUUGCAAAACUGACCUCGUCUGGCAAGAUGCUGCAAGCAGCGUCAGUUUGCAAGGUGUGAAUGCUGUGAAUUGUGGGACACCGAUAAAAGAGCCUUGCCACCAUCAAGAUCGCAUAUUGCCUUCUAACUCGGAAGAUUUUGGCUUGGACAAUCUGCUUUUUGUCGAGUGA